Saxophila tyrrhenica is the source of this 993-nucleotide messenger RNA. RefSeq names its product Zn finger-containing GTPase- Activating Protein for ARF (gene GCS1). The coding region runs from base 1 to 993 and encodes 330 amino acids. Gene Ontology annotation, biological process: regulation of ARF protein signal transduction; regulation of endocytosis. Gene Ontology annotation, cellular component: Golgi membrane. The transcript is spliced from 3 exons. Gene Ontology annotation, molecular function: GTPase activator activity. Lineage: Eukaryota; Fungi; Ascomycota; Dothideomycetes; Mycosphaerellales; Extremaceae. The record is from RefSeq and is a predicted model, not a curated record.
AUGGACGCCUUCAAGACGGCAGAAGUGAAACGGAUGGAAUACGGAGGCAACAAGCCUUGGAAAGAGUUCUUCAAUGCCCACAGCAGCAACAAACUUCUUGGGCGGGACUUCGACAGCUGCACGAUCAGUGAACGAUAUGAUAGCGAGGCGGGCGAGGAGUGGAAAGACAGGCUGACGUCCAAGGUGGAGGGAACGGAGUAUGUGCCCGGCACGUCUAAGAGAAAAGAGCCAGUGGCCAAGAAGGCGACGGUGGAGAGUGCUGGCCCUACACCCUCUGGCAGUGGCAGGAAUACACCAAUGGGCAACGUGCGGUCACCACCACCUCAGAGAACCGCCUCGCCUUCACAGAAAUCUCGCAACGAAGCCUACUUCGCUUCCAAAGGCUCCGAAAAUGCCUCGCGCCCUGAAGGACUCCCACCUUCUCAAGGCGGCAAGUACGGUGGCUUCGGUUCUGGACCUCCUCCCACUGCCUCAUCGAGCAACGGCGGCUUCCAGGACGAUCCUGUUGCAGCCCUGACAAAAGGAUUUGGCUGGCUCUCUUCCAACCUCACGAAACAAGCAGCCACCAUCAACUCGACGUACCUUCAACCAGGUCUGCAAAACCUCGCGCAACAGGACUUUGCCGCUCAAGCCCGCCAGACUGCUUUGCAAGCUGGCACGUUUGUUCAGCAGGGCGCAAAAGGGGUAGGCGACCAGUUCAACAAGUUCGUCGAUCCGGACAUGCCACAGUCUGGUCAGCAGAGCGGCGGAGCCCCAAGACGAGCCGAGCCAGCACAAAAGGACUUUUGGGACUCUUUCGGACAACCACCAGCAGGGCCACCGAAGGAGAAGCAGUCCUUCUGGGACGACUUUGCUGCGGCGGGUGAGCAGAAACAGGUGCAAGCACAGCCCAAGCCAAGCAGCAUCGGCACCAGCGCCAUGAAGACGACUACCGGUACUGGUGCAGGCGGCGCUGGAGCGAAGAAGGAUGAUGACGAAUGGGGCGCAUGGUAG